This is a messenger RNA of Psammomys obesus (fat sand rat), 2328 nucleotides long. It is a transcript of the gene Ankef1, whose product is annotated as ankyrin repeat and EF-hand domain containing 1. The coding region runs from base 1 to 2328 and encodes 775 amino acids. Gene Ontology annotation, molecular function: protein binding. The transcript is spliced from 9 exons. The record is from RefSeq and is a predicted model, not a curated record. NCBI's taxonomy places the organism in Eukaryota, Metazoa, Chordata, Mammalia, Rodentia, Muridae.
AUGGCCUUAGCAGACAAGAGGCUUGAGAACUUACAGAUCUACAAAGUUCUUCAGUGUGUUCGCAACAAAGACAAGAAGCAGAUAGAGAAGCUGAUCAAACUUGGAUACCCCGAGCUAAUCAACUUCACUGAACCUAUUGAUGGACUGAGUGCUCUCCACUUAGCCUCAAUUUCCAAUGACAUUGACAUGGUUAGCUUUCUCCUUGGACUUGGUGCUCACCCUGAUGUGCAAGACCACAUGGGCUGUACUCCAACCAUGAGAGCUGCAGAGCUGGGCCAUGAGUUGUCAAUGGAAAUUUUAGCCAAAGCCAAAGCUGACAUGACGAUAGUUGAUAAUGAAGGAAAAGGUGUUCUGUUCUAUUGCAUUUUACCCACCAAGAGGCAUUACCGAUGUGCGUUGAUUGCCCUAGAGCAUGGUGCAGAUGUCAACAACACCACAAUUGAUGGGAAACCCGUGUUCAUCAGAGCUUGUGAGGAAGCACAUGAUGUGAAGGACAUGUGCCUGACAUUUCUGGAGAAAGGAGCCAAUCCUAAUUCUAUCUGCACAGCCACAGGGCGCACGGCUUUGAUGGAAUCAGCAAGAGAAGGGGUGGUGGAACUAGUUCGAGGCAUAUUGGAAAGAGGAGGUGAAGUGAACACAUUUGACUAUGAAAGACUCCACGCUGCUCAUUUUGCUGCCAAAGGAGGCUUUUUUGAUAUAUUGAAGCUUCUGUUUGCCUACAAUAGUGACUUUGGGUUAAUCGGAAUGAAUGGGAACACACCACUUCAUUAUGCUGCUAUGGGUGGCUUUGCGGAUUGCUGUAAAUAUAUAGCUCAACGAGGAUGUGACCUGAAAUGGAAAAAUUUGGAACAUAAAACACCCCGAGCUUUGGCAAAAGAGGGAGGUUUCAAAGCUGCCAGCAAAGAAAUACGUCGAGCAGAGCUGACUGCGGCUAAACUUGCCAAGCCAGGAGUCAAAAAUCCUAACCCAAUCUGGGCCCUCAGGCUGCAUGACUGGUCUCUGGAGCACGAGGCUGUACUUCGGGAAGCCUUUUCCUUCGUGGAUAGGGGCGAUGGCGUAGUCAGCAAAGAUGACUUCGUGGGGACCCUGGAAGAAAGACAAGACUAUGCCACCUCGGAUCAGCUGCUUUCCAUCGCUCAAAUGCACGAAAAAAGCCGGGGAGGUGGGGUCAGCAUUAAUGAGUUCUUUAAGGGAACCAAAUACUUAAGCAAGUCUUAUGUCUUGGGAUCUUUCGGGCCUAAGAAAAAGAAAAAGGGAUUGGGCAAAAAGCCAAAGAAAGGCAGGUUUGUUCUUCCUCUCCCCAUCUGUACCAUUCCUGAGAUGGCCUUUCCUCGGAGGCCGGACGGGGGACCGCCCUACUACAUGAUAGAGACUUACCAGAACCUCACAGACUACACCAGGUUCAACCGGGAUCAUCCGCCAGAGCACCCCAUCCAGGACGAUUCGGGGUGGUACGUCGAUAAUCCAGGGAAGGUCUUCGAAAAUAUUAAUUUUAUCACCAAGGCGGGAGACCUGGCCUCUCUGAAAAAGGCCUUUGAAGCAGGAAUACCAGUGGAUAUGAAGGACCGUACUUACAAGACACCCCUCAUGACAGCAUGCGCCACCGGCAACAUGGAUGCCGUCAAGUUUCUUCUUGAAAAGGGGGCAAAUGUCAAUGCAACAGAUAAUUUUCUGUGGACUCCACUUCAUUUUGCUUGCCAUGCUGGCCAGCAGGACAUUGUUGAGCUUCUUGUUAAAUCUGGAGCUGUAAUAGAUGCAACAUCUAUCAACAACUCUACUCCGUUAAGUAGAGCCAUUGAGAGCUGUAGACUGGAUACCGUAAAAUACCUACUUGACGUUGGCGCCAAAUUCCAGAUUGAAAAUAGAAGAGGGCAUACUGCCAUGGAUAUUGCGAGGGCAUAUGCUGAUUACAGAAUAAUUGAUAUGAUAAAAGAAAAGUUAGAUAACCUGCCUAAACCAAUAGAUAAUCAAAAACUGAAAGGCAAGCUUCCUAAACUGAAGACUGAAGGCACGGAUGUCAAGAAAGAAGAGGAAACACUGUCAUCAAUUUAUGCUGUACCAGCAAUAACAGAGGAAAAGAGACCACACAAGGACAAUGUGGUUUACCUCAAUUCCCUGAUUACCAGUGGUUACACUAAGAAAGUUGAUAUCACAUUUAUCCCACCAAGGAUUUGGAGUCCUGAAGCCACAACAGCAGAGCUGAUCAAGAAGAGGGAAAUGCGGAGGGAGAGGUUCACAUACGAGGUGGACUUUGAAGACUUCAUGAUGCCUUUCCAAAAAUACAUCACGGAGAAAGCUCAAGCAAUGGAGGCAUCCCUCAGAAACUAA